GUGGGAAAACAAAUUGAUACGUGAUAUGUAGAUUAAAUCCAAAUUGGUCAAACACGUGCAUGGGUAGGGAGAAAAAAGGAAUCGAAUAUGAAAAUUACGCACAAUGAUUCUCCAAGUGGCUAUCAAUGCAUUUGGAGCGAUUUAGCCGACCAUCCAAAAUGCCCACAUGGACCAACACUGCGGUUUGGCCGAUACGUCGACAGUGAAUAUAAACAGUUUUAUGCAUGUUCGGCGUGCCGAGAUAGGAAGCUAUGUUCGUUUUACUUGGAGCAUGGAAGCAAGCCAACGAAGCACCAAAAACUGGCCUGGGAACUUGAGGCGAAGAAAGUUUUACCUCGCUAUGAUCAUCAGAAAAUGUUUAUUUUACUGAAUGAGAUAUUGGCGACAAAUCCAAUUAGAAGAAUCUACUGCCAUGAUUGUGGGCGUCUCUCUUUUGUCUCUGAAAAACACAAACACAGGGGUCACGAUAUAAUUGAAAAUCUUACGGACCAUCAGCUGCGUCAUCCUACUGAAUUUCUGAGACCUCUUGAAAAUCCCAAGAAGGAGGCCCAAUAUUUAUUCUCUGACCAAUCAGUCAGCGAUAUCAUUUUCAUGCUCCUCAAUCUAGGCGCUAAGCAUAUCUUAUGCAUAGGAACACCAAGAAUUCACGAAUACCUUGUGAAUCAUCACGACGAUAAAGUCUCAAGUUUGCUCUUAGAUUUUGACGGGAGAUAUCAUAAUUUCUAUGGCCCCUUGAGUUUCUGUUGGUACAAUCUUUUCAAUCACCAUUUCUUUCAUGAAGAAUCAAAAGAUGUCUUGAAGGAUUUUCUCACACAAGACGGUGGCAGGGAUACUUAUAUAAUUUGUGAUCCACCAUUCGGCGGACGUGUUGAACCUAUUUCUCAAACAUUGAAAACAAUUUAUGAUUUACACAGAAAGUGGAAUAAAAUUGAUGCGGACAGUGUUGCAUUGAAAACGAUGUUCAUUUUUCCGUAUUUUAUGGAAGCUGUGCUGAGAGAAAAAUCAAACCCACCUGGGAUAUUGGGAGGUCUGAGAGAUCUGAAAAUGUUCGACUACAAAGUGGAUUAUCAAAAUCAUCCGUUGUUCGUGAAAUCGCCAGAUAAAAUCUUAGCAACACCGGUUCGCAUAUUUACAGAUAUAGAUUUAAGUUUAUUGACGCUACAAUCUCAUCGCGGUUAUAAGCACUGCAAGAAAUGUAACAAAUGGACAUUCGAGGAGAAUAAACAUUGUAAAAAAUGUGCAGCGUGCACUUCCAAAGAUGGACGAAGGUACAGACACUGCAAUAUUUGUGCCCGCUGCGUCAAACCGACGUGGAAACACUGUAAGAAAUGCAAUCGAUGCACCUUAGAAACUCACAAGUGCGGUGUAGUUCCGAAAAUUACUGGGCAAUGCUUCAGAUGCAAUGAAUUUGGUCACGUGGAAAAAACUUGUACGAAAGAUGCUGGAAAUAUUUCUAACUCAAAAGUGAAAAGCAACGACACGACACUGAAAGGAAAGAAGCGCAAGCAUCGCUUGGAUGUAAGCGAUAUUUCUAAUAAAAAAAAGGCUAGGAUUGCAAAUGCGAGUGAAACAUCCAUGAAAUCUCUUGAAGAAUUCGAAUUAGUAUCUACUUUGGAUGAAGUGUCCAGAGUCGCUGAUUCAGAGAAAGUCAUCCCGAAAAAGUUGACAAAAAAUGAUUCCAAAAUGAAAAAUAAACAUUCGAAGUCAAAACUUUUAGACAAAGUUUCAAAACGGGGAAAAGCCAUUGAUACAGCAUCGCUAGAAAAAAUUGAAACGGAAAAUAUGGAAGAUAUAAUAAAAGUGAAGAAGAAGAAGCUUCUCAAAUUGACAAACUCUACUUCCAAAAUGACCGAGGAAAUCACGACAAAGUCGAAGGUGUUCACUUCCACGAAGUCACAAGGAAUGAACCUUGAUUUAGAUGUACUUAAGCAGAAGAAAAUAUUUGAAAAUAAAAAGUCGCGAAUCAAUAGAAAAAAUAAAACAUUCACGAAUGGUGAAAUCUUUCAAAAAAGUCAAUCAAAGCAAAAGUGAACUUAGGAUACGUCAACUUCGCGCGGUCGUUUGAACUCAAGUGAAAACGAAUUGCAAAUGAAGUGUAUAAUUUUUAAUAAAAAGAAAACCUUUCGUAACAA
Molecule: messenger RNA, 2132 nt
Organism: Neodiprion fabricii
Lineage: Eukaryota; Metazoa; Arthropoda; Insecta; Hymenoptera; Diprionidae
Product: rRNA N6-adenosine-methyltransferase ZCCHC4
Exons: 5
Coding region: 88-2031 (647 amino acids)
Biological process (GO): rRNA methylation
Cellular component (GO): cytoplasm; nucleolus
Molecular function (GO): nucleic acid binding; zinc ion binding; rRNA (adenine-N6-)-methyltransferase activity
Source: RefSeq, a predicted model, not a curated record